Acanthopagrus latus (yellowfin seabream) is the source of this 1419-nucleotide messenger RNA. It is a transcript of the gene hyi, whose product is annotated as hydroxypyruvate isomerase. The record is from RefSeq and is a predicted model, not a curated record. The coding region runs from base 117 to 932 and encodes 271 amino acids. The transcript is spliced from 9 exons. NCBI's taxonomy places the organism in Eukaryota, Metazoa, Chordata, Actinopteri, Spariformes, Sparidae. Gene Ontology annotation, molecular function: hydroxypyruvate isomerase activity. Gene Ontology annotation, biological process: glyoxylate metabolic process.
UUCCUGGCUUCAUGCGCUCUGUAAAUUGACGCCGCUGUUGAUCCUGUGCGUGGCGGUUUGCAGGUUCAACGAGGAACACACGCUAAACGCAGGUCAAAAGCCUCUACAGUGCAACUAUGGCUCCGCUGAAAUUCUGUGCGAAUAUUUCCUGGCUCUUCACGGAGCUGCCAAACUUCAGUCAACGAAUAUACGCGGCUGCUUCGGCUAGCUUUGAAGCCGUGGAGGCAGCCUGGCUGUACGAGUCCGACUUGCAGGAGCUUCAGAGAGCCAAAGAAGCUACUGGAGUGGAGGUGGUUCUCAUCAACACCCCGCCGGGAGAUGUCAAUGCUGGUGAUCUCGGUCUUGGAGCAGUUCCUGGGAGAGAAGCAGAAUUCAGGCAGGGUCUGGACUUGGCUCUCAAGUAUGCAAGAGCUCUUGGCUGCAAAAGGAUCCACCUGAUGGCAGGGAGAGUGCCUUUGGGUUCAAACAGACAGGCAGUUGCUGAGGAGAUGGAGGCCGUCUUUGUGCAAAACUUAAACUAUGCUGCUGAUGUUCUCGCAAAGGAAGGGAUCACUGGUAUGAUUGAACCAAUCAACACAAGGAUUACAGAUCCCAGGUAUUUUCUGGACUCUCCUCAUCACGCGGCUGCAAUAUUGGAGAAGGUUGGCAAGCCAAAUAUCAAGCUGCAAAUGGAUGUAUUUCACUGGCAAAUAAUGGAUGGGAACCUGACACAGAACAUACAUAAGUAUUUCCCCAAAAUUGGUCAUGUUCAGAUUGCCCAGGUUCCAUGCAGGAAUGAGCCUAACAGUGCUGGAGAGCUCAACUACAGGUAUCUGUUCAACACAUUGGAAAACCAUGGCUACCAGGGAUACAUCGGCUGUGAAUACAAGCCGUUAGGCUCCACAAAGGAAGGUCUGGAUUGGCUCAAAGAUUACUGCACACACAGCAAGUGAUGAGCGAUGUGUUCAUUCAUAAAGCUGUGAACAUAUUUCAAGUGAUUACACCUGGGAGGUGUAACUACAACUUAUCUAAUUCCAUAUUUGUUAUAGUAUAAAAUAAGAAUAACAAGAAGAAUUAGAAGAAGACGAAGAAUCAUAUUUAUACAUUACAUUUCCAAUUUUCCAAUUUAAGUAUGAUGUAGGUACAUUUCAUACUGUAUAAUUUAAUGUAUGAAAAAUGGUUUAAUGGCAGUUGGUUCUUUUAUCAAUUAAGAGAUUACUGACAACUUUCUUAUUGUUUUUUGCAUCUUUAACUGUGAACCGGUUCAUUUUUAAGUGUACUGAUGACUGAUUUUAUUACAUAACCAAUUUACUAUGUACAGAUAAUUUAUUACAGCAAAAAAUACAUUGUGAUAAUUAUACUAAAAUGUCCUCAUCAUUAAUCUUCAUUUGUUAACAUUCUGUCAUUGACCAUAAAAUACAUCUGCAUUUCUCCAAUGUU